AUGGACGAUAAAUUUAAAUCUUUAAAUAAUAAUAAAGAUGGAAAUAUAGAAUCUAAUAUAAACAUAAAUAGCAUAACAUCAGGCAUUCGUAUAAAAAAGACUAUGAAAACAAAAUUAUUUUAUAAAAAAUCAUUGAUAGAAAAAGUUCUUGAUGUUUCAAAAAAAUCAAAAAAAAUACCAGGAAUAAUAUAUCUCAGCAAAAUACCGCCAUUCAUGAAACCAGAAACAGUUAAGCAUCUUCUUUCACAAUAUGGGGAAAUAAAAAGAGUUUUCUUAACACCAGAAAAUCAUAAAAAUCGUCUAAAACGACUUAAAUUUAAAGGAAACAAAAAAAAAAUGUAUACAGAAGGAUGGGUAGAAUUCAAAGAAAAAAAACAAGCGAAACAUGUUGCUAAUACACUAAAUACAUCUAUUAUCGGUGGAAAACCAAAUACAUAUUAUCACGAUGAUAUAUGGAAUAUAAAAUAUCUACCAAAAUUCAAAUGGAGCCAUCUACAAGAACAAAUAGCAUCUGAAAAUGCUUCUCGAACUUCAAAAUUAAAAGCAAAUAUUUAUUGUGCAAAACGGGAAAAUCAAAAUUAUAUAAAAAAUUAUGAACAUAGCAGAAUGAUCGAAAAUAUAAAAAAUAAGAAGCAAAAAACCGAUGAAAAUAUAACACCAAAUUCACAAACAAGGACUAAAUAUAAAUUUAAACAACGGGAAGUUAUAUAUAACAAUACACCCAUAAACGCAAAAGAAAAAGAUGAAAUAAAUACAAUGUUAAAUACAAUUCUCUAG
Pneumocystis jirovecii RU7 is the source of this 777-nucleotide messenger RNA. Its product is annotated as RNA-binding ATPase activator ESF2. The transcript has 4 exons. The coding region runs from base 1 to 777 and encodes 258 amino acids. Gene Ontology annotation, molecular function: RNA binding. Gene Ontology annotation, biological process: endonucleolytic cleavage in 5'-ETS of tricistronic rRNA transcript (SSU-rRNA, 5.8S rRNA, LSU-rRNA); small-subunit processome assembly; endonucleolytic cleavage to generate mature 5'-end of SSU-rRNA from (SSU-rRNA, 5.8S rRNA, LSU-rRNA). Gene Ontology annotation, cellular component: nucleolus. The record is from RefSeq and is a predicted model, not a curated record. NCBI's taxonomy places the organism in Eukaryota, Fungi, Ascomycota, Pneumocystomycetes, Pneumocystales, Pneumocystaceae.